AUGGAACCUUUUCAAGAUCCUAUUGCUAUUAAAGAGUAUAGAAGGAAGUUAGGCUUUCAGAAUUGCAAGGUGACCUUGCCGGUGUCAGUAGUAUAUGCUAAAUGUGAUAGACAAGAGAGGGAGGAGUUGUGGGAAGCUAUGAUGGACUUAGCAAAUCAGCAAGACCUUCCUUGGAUUAUAGGAGGGGAUUUUAAUGUCAUAGUGUCUGAUGAGGAGAAGCAAGGUGGCCUUCCAGUCUCAUCUAAUGAGACUUUGGAUUUUUCUACUUGUAUACAAAGUUGUGGUUUGAUUGAUGUAGGAUUCACUGGAAGUAAAUUCACCUGGUGGAAUAGGAGGACUGAAGAAGAUUGUAUAUUCACAAGGUUAGAUAGAAUAUUUGUGAAUCAGCAAGUGUUAGAUAUCAUGCCAUCCACAGCACAUCAUACAUUUAUAGAGGUGGUAAAGGAGAAUUGGACUGUUGAUUUCUGUGGAAAUCCAUUUUAUGUAUUUCAUCACAAGUUGAAGAAACUUAAAAGAGCACUGGUUCAAUGGAGCAGGAACACAUAUGGGAAUAUAUUUCAGCAGAUUGCCACUAUUGAAGAUACUAUAAAGGUGAAGGAGUUGCAGUUUGAAAAUAAUGCUUCAAGGGAGAAUAGAAUGCUGUUACAUCAAGCAUAG
This is a messenger RNA of Lycium barbarum (goji berry), 657 nucleotides long. RefSeq lists its product as uncharacterized. Lineage: Eukaryota; Viridiplantae; Streptophyta; Magnoliopsida; Solanales; Solanaceae. The transcript has 3 exons. Gene Ontology annotation, molecular function: catalytic activity. The record is from RefSeq and is a predicted model, not a curated record. The coding region runs from base 1 to 657 and encodes 218 amino acids.